AUGUCGUGGUUUUCAGGCUAUACGCCACUUCUGGGCAACGAAAACGUUACUUCCCUCAGUACACAGAACCCAGGAAAAAUUCUCCUCCAAAUCCUCGUUCUUCAAUGUUUCUACUACCUCACAGCCCUUAUCAUCUUCUACUUGGUGGCACUGCUAAACGGGUACGACUUCAGCGUUGAUUGGAUCUUCUCGUGGGAACUCAUUGCUCCUGAUAACGCCAUGGGACUCAUUUUGUUUGUCAUGUGGCUCAUCGACACAUUGCUUUGUGUGUUGUUCGUUACGAUCAUAGUGGGAAGGUCCAAGUUGGCUUGGGACUUUGCAGUGACUGUGCAUGUGGUGAACUUGGGAGUGGUUUGGCUUUACACGGGUAAGUUUCCUACAUCUUUGCUCUGGUGGUGCCUUCAGAUCCUUAGUGCUGUGAUUUUGGUGACGCUUUCUACGUACUCUACGCGGUGGAAGGAGCUCAGGACUACCUUCUUUGAUAACAUGUUGGACCAACAAGAGACUGGCCAGGUGAGACAUGAAGAUAUCGCCAUGAAGGAUUUACCUAGACCGCUGUCGUCGUGA
Candidozyma haemuli is the source of this 567-nucleotide messenger RNA. It is a transcript of the gene SYS1, whose product is annotated as Sys1p. The transcript has a single exon. Gene Ontology annotation, biological process: Golgi to plasma membrane protein transport; protein localization to Golgi apparatus; Golgi to endosome transport. The record is from RefSeq and is a predicted model, not a curated record. Gene Ontology annotation, cellular component: trans-Golgi network; Golgi membrane. NCBI's taxonomy places the organism in Eukaryota, Fungi, Ascomycota, Pichiomycetes, Serinales, Metschnikowiaceae. Bases 1 to 567 code for a protein of 188 amino acids.